Messenger RNA from Athene cunicularia (burrowing owl), 1187 nucleotides. RefSeq names its product synuclein alpha (gene SNCA). The record is from RefSeq and is a predicted model, not a curated record. NCBI's taxonomy places the organism in Eukaryota, Metazoa, Chordata, Aves, Strigiformes, Strigidae. Gene Ontology annotation, cellular component: neuronal cell body; cytoplasm; axon terminus. The coding region runs from base 154 to 585 and encodes 143 amino acids. The transcript is spliced from 6 exons. Gene Ontology annotation, biological process: synaptic vesicle endocytosis; regulation of dopamine secretion; chemical synaptic transmission. Gene Ontology annotation, molecular function: cuprous ion binding.
UCCUGUUUAACGUCCUCUUGUGGGUACGGGGGAGGGAGGAGAAGCCGGGCGCCGUGGCCGCCUUGUGCAGACGGCGUGUCAGCUGGAGCCCGUGGGUGCUGUACGGUCGCGUCGCCCUGCCCGCCUCGAGCUGUGUGAAGAAAUUUCUCAGCCAUGGAUGUGUUCAUGAAAGGACUUUCCAAGGCAAAGGAGGGAGUCGUAGCAGCAGCAGAAAAAACCAAGCAGGGUGUGGCAGAGGCAGCAGGAAAGACGAAAGAGGGUGUCCUCUAUGUGGGUUCCAGGACCAAGGAAGGAGUUGUUCAUGGUGUCACAACAGUGGCUGAGAAAACCAAAGAGCAAGUGUCUAAUGUUGGAGGAGCUGUGGUGACAGGAGUGACAGCAGUGGCCCAGAAGACAGUGGAAGGAGCAGGGAACAUUGCUGCAGCCACUGGCUUGGUGAAGAAGGAUCAGUUGGCCAAACAGAAUGAAGAAGGUUUCCUGCAGGAGGGAAUGGUGAAUAAUACAGAUGUUCCUGUGGAUCCUGAGAAUGAGGCUUAUGAAAUGCCUCCAGAGGAAGAGUAUCAAGACUAUGAACCUGAAGCAUGAAAGUCCUUUCCUUCCUUUAUAUCUCCUGAAAUCUACUAACUACUAAAGACGUCCCAUCCUGUACAAGUGCUGAGUUCCAAUGUGCCCAGUCGUAAAAUUUUUUUACAGUUUUUACGGUGUAUUUUGAAGUCUUCCAUCAGCAAUGAUUGGAGUAUCUGUGACUGCAUCCACCUUGUUUCAGCAUUUCCCACCUGCUGAAAUGAAAGCUGGUUGGCAGGGUCAUUGUUGUGCUGUGGAUAUUGUGGCUUCAAGUUUAAAAGUUAAAAAAGAAAAUAUUGAAUAAAAACACCUAAGUGUCUACUGCUUAUUUCUAACUCUGUACAUGUUUUGUUGAUAGGCUAUCAGUAAUUUGAUAUUGUUUAUGAUACGAUUUUUAUUUGUUUCCUAUGACUAUUAUUUCUGUGCAGAGACGACUUAUUGUGAGAGCUUUAUAUAUAUGUGUAUGUAUUAUACUUCUAAAAAAAAAGUAAUUGAGCAUGAACUAUGCACCUAUAAAUAUUAGCUGUUGAAAUUUUAUUGUUUUGUGAUGUGUUUUAUUAACUCGUGUCUGUAAAUAAUGGUGUUCAACUGAAGCAAAUAAAAUGUAACCCAUUAAAAAUGAA